UGUUUUCUUGAUAGUACUAAUGAUAAUUUGGCCUCAAAUAUUUGCAUAUCUACUACCAACUCUGUAAUAUUUAAUCGUUGCUAUUGCAGACGGUACAAAGCUUAUCCUGGGACAAUCACGCUUUAUAUAAUGGGAGAGACAUCACUGUGUUUAUUAUUUACGGGAUGGUUGACGUUGAUCCAUUUGUACCUCAUACAAGUUGUGCUUCUCAUAGUGUUCUUGGGUAAACACGAACAUUCGGAAUACGGCGUGUUUUUCCUCGGAUAUUUGCCAACUGUAUUCUUAACUGGUUCUUUUAUAAGUCGUAAUGGGCCAUUAAAAUACGCCGAUGAAGACAAGGAAAUACGAUAUGUUUGGUUUAUUUGGGGACUAUACAUUGUCCCUUUCGUCGUGACGGUAGCUACUAUCUUUGCCACGGUCGCGAAAGAUCUAACCGAAGAAAAUCACAACGCACUUAUUGGAACACUGUGCAUUACACCAGGACUACUGGUUCUUCUUCCACAGUUGACAAUCAGUCCGUUUUUUCGCAAGCCUGUGUUGUCGUUGUCUGUGUUUGGUGCUUUGGAUAUCUUCGAUGGUAUCCAAAUGCUGCAAAUAUUUCUGAUGCAAAAGGAAGGGAACUUUGAUUUAGAUGUGCAUCUUGAAAGAAGCAUUGUCGUCUUCGCCUGCUUCUGUUUCUUGCUCACACCGCUUAGUUUACUGCGAAAUGAGUUCAAGCCAAAUGGCGAUGUGGAAGAGAGGAAAUCAUUGUCUAUCAUCGUUGGUCUAUUUGAGAUAUUUGCCAUCAAUCUCCCGUGUUUGGUUUUACGUGCCGUCGUUUGGAAUAAAUACCAAGCCGCCAUUUUCCUCACAAAGAACGUCAUUGCUCUCAUCGUCGGCGCCGUCCAUUUUCUAGUCCUGAUAGGAAUGUGCAAAUGUGGAGAGUGAAGAGCUCAGUGACACUGUAAAUUACGAUAAAACUAUAUCAUAAUAGACAUAGUAGUAGAACGGAGACAAGUCAAUCGCGAGCUCGUAGGAAAAUAAGGACUGAAACCAACACUUACACAUACGAAUUAGCAAAAUACAGCACGGGUAGAGAAAAUAUAUGUUCGCUGUUUUCUCACUGUAACUUGUUAAGG
This is a messenger RNA of Dendronephthya gigantea, 1118 nucleotides long. RefSeq lists its product as uncharacterized. The transcript has a single exon. The record is from RefSeq and is a predicted model, not a curated record. Bases 130 to 927 code for a protein of 265 amino acids. Lineage: Eukaryota; Metazoa; Cnidaria; Anthozoa; Malacalcyonacea; Nephtheidae.